GGAGGAAACCAUGAAACACACCCGCCGGCACAGGGCCGUACGCGCAGUCAGGACUCGGGUUUCCGGGGCGCACGUCAGUGCCGUCACCCGGGGCCCUCCGCCUUCAGUAAAGUGUGGAGGAACGGAACGCACGCUGGAGAUGGCGAACUGUUUCCUCGCAGAGCUGCACCGCGCUCCGGACCCUGGACGCCGUGACAGCAGCCACCAGUCCCUGCCUGAAGAGCUGAGGGCCCAGGAGCAGGAGGCCUGCUGACGUCACCACCUGGAGAAACGGGGAGCCUGCAGGCGUGGGGGAGCCGCAUGGGGGCCGUCGGGACUGCGUCUCACAGAGCCUGCCCGUGGGCUGUGCACCAUGCACUCAACACACGCUGUUCAUCUGGUCCUCUGGUCCCCAAGGCCAGCGCCUCGCCCACCUGCCAGGAGCCUGCCCUCCCUGGGUCCAGGGAAGCUGCAGAAUCUGAUUUUCCCAUCGGAGGUUCUGCUCUUGCCUGCGCCGACCCGGGCACGCCGUUUGGUGCCUGUCGAACAGCAAGUGCGCUCCACUCGCGUUUUCCUGUUGCAGCUGCGUGAGCGGAAGCAGCUGGGUGGCAUGCCGUCCGGACUGCUCCUCGCCGGUGCUCAGCGUGCCGCCCGGCCGCCGCGUCGCCGCGUCCCUUCUGUCCCUUCACGGGCUGCACCCGGCCUCACCGCCCGUGGGACGCUCCUGCUUCACUUGAAUGUGGCUCGGACAGGAGUCUUCCACACUGAUCCUUACCAGUGCCUCGGCCUAGAUCCCGUUCAGACCGUGUUGAAACCAUUACUGAAGACCCGCCCCGCCCACGGGGAGAAGCGACUGCCUAACAGGUUCCAGGAGCGGGGAUGAGCCAGUCUGCCCUCAGAUGCCGGCUCCUGUGCCGCCUGCCCAGCCAGCCUGGCUUGCCUUCCUCCCCGCCGGCCCCGGAGAAACCGCCACGUGCAGCAACGCCGAGCGUGGGGGCACCGCCGCGGGAGCCCUGCCCUUCACAGCAAUGGAAGUCCGCAGGGGGCCACCGUCUGCCUUCUCUCCAGGACCAUGGAACACAGGGCUUUCUCGGGAGUCCUGUAUCCCUGGCCAUGGCUACCGCCCCAGAAACAGUGAAGCACUGGUCUCCACCCCCUCCCAGCCCUGCAGUCCCCGCCCCACCCCCACCCCCACCAGGAAGCCUUCAACAGGCAGAAGGGAGUUCCCACGGCCUCCCGCCAGGCCUGUGUGGCUGGCUCUGGGCCAGGGUCGGGCUCGCUCACUCACACUGUCAGGAGACAGAACAAGUCCGUUCUCUUCCGGAACAGCGGAAGCACAAAUGGGCUCCAGUCCACGGGUGGUCACGCCCACCUGCUCCUGGGGGCCACAGCACAGAUGUGGCCUGUGUGACGGUGCCAGGGGCCCGCAGGCCACAUGAGGAGACCUCAGCAGAGGGUCUGUGCGGCGGUCGGAGACUUGUUGCAGGAAAACGCGGAGGGAGGAUGGCAGGCCUGAGGCGGCCAGGCUGGAGGCAGAAGCAGGACCCAGGUGAGCUGAGCUCUACCCUGGGCAGUGGCACUGCGAGCCCUUGUCAUGGUGGCAGGGAUGGUGGGCCUGGAUGCCACCCCGAGGAGCACACCCAGGAGCCCACGUCCCUCCCUGUGCCCUUGAGAUCGUCCCCUGUUCUUCAGGGCCGCAGCUGCAGGCCACCCCAGGGCGGUGGAGCAGCCCCGUUCCCGCCCUGCUACUCCUGGGCUGGGAAGGAGCUGGCCUGCCCUGUGCACCUUGGGUCCCCGUUACAGCCCCAGGCCCCUCUGCACGUGGUGCUGCUUGCUCCACACAGCUCGGCUGCUUCCCCAUCCAGGAGUCACUUGCUGUCUCUGGGGACACAGGACAGAGGGUCCAGGAGGCCUCAGGGGGAGCUGAUGGGUUGGGAUGGGGGGGCAGCAGCUGAGAGGCCCCUCUUCCCCGGCCCCUCCCCCCUUCCCUGGGAGCCAGCCCUGAACUGACUUCCCACUGCCAGUUGCCUUGACAACCGUGCGCUUUCCCACGUGGUGUCUGAUUCUGUGGAUCAGAGGAGGGGGACGCUGGCAGCUGAAACAAAGCUGCAUGCUGGGGGCCGGUGCGGGCCAGCCCCAACUGGCUGCUGCCCUUUCCCACACGUGACCUCCUUGCCAGUAGCUGGGCUGGACCAAGGUGAACGCGGGUGUUCUCACAGGGCUGGCACACGGCCUGCAGUGUGGCCACCAGCCUCAGGAUUGCAGGGGCUGCUGCCUGGGCAGUCCAGCAGAGCUGUGCGGUUCAGCUGGCCAAGCUUGACUCCUGCCCACCAGCCACCUCCCCUAGGAAGCCACCUCUGGUGCCAGGCAAACCCACCCCCACCCAGCCCUGCCGCUGGCCUCCCCCAGGCCCCUGGCCCACAUUUCCCAUCCAAGGCUCCGGUGCCUGGGCGCUGGGAAGUGGCCGAGGACCAGCCUCCCUGCCACCGGGGCUGGGAUGGCUGCGAUGGCUGGGAGCCCCAUCGCCCAGCCUCUUCCCCUCAAAACAGCCCUGGCAGCCCUGCCGCUCCUGCCCAGGAGGCCAGCACACCCUCUGCAUCCUGAAACAAUGGCCCAGCUUCUCGGAGCUUCAUCCCCGCAUCAGACAAGGAGCCACGUGGCCUCUGUGGUUUCUGUGAGACCUCGCAGCUGCAUCGUGGACGCACGUGGCACUCCCAGGACGGCGGCCUCCGGGUGCGGUGUCAGGAGCCCUGACGGUUCUGGGUUCCUCCAGGCAGAGCCCGUCCGUCCACGUUCUGUCCCGGGGGGAGUCCUGGGCAGGCACUCACUGGGCUGCCCACAGGAACCUCCUUCCACAACCUCGUGGAACUUGGGUGACUGGCUCCAGGCUCUCGCCUCUGACUCAGUAACGCCAGCGGGGACGCGAGCCGAUUUGCCAGCAAAGUGAAGCACACACUCCGCAGGGGGACGGGCACGCCCGGAGGUGCAGGCGCAGGGCUGUCUGGGCGGGGCCCAAGAACCACCCCUUUCCUUGUCUUGGAAAAGGGCAAUGCAGCGGGGCCAGGUGCAUGCCGGGGAAUGAAGGUGUCAGUGCAGGAACUUGAUGACGAUCUUAUAUUAGCUAAAGAGGAUGUAGCCAGUGCCAGUGCUGUGUUUAAAUUUUUAUUUAAAUAUAUUUAUUUGAAAGGUAGAGUUAGACUCUUCCAGCUGCUCAUUCACUCCUCAAGUGGCCACAAUGGCUGGGGAAAGUUGAGCUGUGAUUUUUAAACAUUUGCAAACACCUGUAAUCCCACAGCCCAGAAUAACCACGCGGCCACCUUGCACUAGGACUCCCAACGCGGGGCAGGCGUCUGGCCAUCGAGGCACUCGCGUCCCACGCCCGGCCACCGAGACUCGGCUGCCGCGCCUGAUGCCGGCUCCCUGCUAAGAUGGACCCUGGAGGGCACCGGCGACGGCUCAGGUGACUACUCCCGCCAUUCAGGGUGGGAGACCUGGACCGAGCGCCUGGCUCUUCAGCCUCUCAAAUGCUAGAAGCUCCCCACCGUCUGCCCAAGCUCCAGUGCACACCUGGCAAGUCGGAGGCCGCGCUGGGUGUGGGGGCCUCACCACGCCCCGCCACGCGUCUCCAGGCUCACGCAUCAGCGGCGGCUCCAACCUUCUCUGCGCCGUUCCAGAGAACCUUGGGAGCUCACGCUCAACAGAAUUCCGACGCUGCUGAGGCCGCGCUGACAGCGUGGCCCGGGUGGUUACCGUGCGUCCGGCCGGGGCUCGGGGCUGCCGGGCGGCUGGGAGCGCCUGAGCCUGGCACCCUGGCAUGUGCGUGGUCAGCCGCAGGCACAGGUGCCCGUGGUGGGUGGUGGGUGGGCCAGCCUGGAGGGACCAGUGGUGUCCUAAAUCUGACCAUGACGACGCUGCACCACCGUGUCCGUCCUGGAAACCGCCGAGCUGUACCCUCUGGGGCCAGCACGUGACACGGGCGACAGCCACCACCACAGGGAUACACACGUGUCACCAUUUAUCACGGCAUACAAUUUAUUUUACUUUUUAUUUUUUUGACAGGUAGAGUUAUAGACAGAAAGGUCUUCUUUCCGUUGGUUCACCCCCCAAAUGGCCACUACAGCUGGCGCUGCGCCGAUCCGAAGCCAGGAGCCAGGUGCCUCCUCCUGGUCUCCCAUGCGGGUGCAGGGCCCAAGCACUUGGGCCAUCCUCCACUGCCCUCCCGGGCCACAGCAGAGGAAGAGGAGCAAGCUAGACUAGAACCCGGCGCCCAUAUGGGAUGCUGGCGCCGCAGGUGGAGGACUAACCAAGUGAGCCACGGCGCCGGCCCCAACGGCGUACAAUUUAAACAUCAUCUACCCGGCAUCAGCGAGGUCUCUGCGAAGCUGCCAGGAGCCCAGUUCACACCAGGGCUUCCCCACCCGGCCCCCCCCCCCGCACCCAGUGAGUGCAUCUCCCAGAACACAAGGACCCUGCCACUCAGCCACCUGCCAGCCCAGCACAGGCGCCACGGCCGUCUGAGAAGCCACCGACUCAUUCACCGGUCACCUGAAGGACGCAGACAGCCUCCACCGGCCAGCUCACUCCACGAAUGCCCACGACAGCCGGGGCUGGCCAGGCCGAGGCCAGGAGCACACGUGGCUGUGGGCCCCACGCACUCGAGCCCUGCUGCCUCCCAGGACGUGAUGAGUGGGAAGCAGGAACCCGAAGUAGGCCCAGGACACAACCCAGGCACUGCCCUGUGGGGUGCGGGGCCCUCACCACGCACCAGACGCCUGGUGGAGGGGCACUGGCAGGACACUGGCGCCCUGUGUCCCCACCAAGCCCGCCCUGCCCCCGUGGCGUGGGAGUCCAGGAAGGCAGUGUUGCUGGUCUGAGGCGGGGCACCGCCUGCAGCUGCUGGCUCUGGCUUCGGGGAGGCGUGACCUCCGAGGCCGUGUGACCGCCGGCCCUGGGGCAGGGCUUCCCAGAGCGCAACGUGGACUGCACAGGAGACACGAGACCUUUCGGCAAAGGUCGCACGAACCCAGGCCGACACUAGGGAGCCACCCAGUGGGGGCAGCCUCCGCCCUCUCCUGGCCUCGUCGCCCACGGCUCAUACAGGACGCUGGACGCCGUCAGGAACACCUUGCCCCCACGGAUGGAUGGGAGCGCCUUCUCCCUUUCCGGAGCCCAAUCCUGGAUCCGGCCGCCCCUGGCCUGCCCCCCUCCCCCGACACCGGCCACCACAGCAGGAGGCCGCUCGCGUGCUCUGCAGCCCGGUUCAGCCGUGAGUAAGCCUCGCCGCGGUUAGGCCUGUGUCAGAGGAGCAUCUGGUGCAACCCAGCGCGGGGUGCUCAGACCAGUCCUGGCGACCCGGCUCUGGUGUCCACUGCCGACCCCUGUGUGUCGCCUCCUCGCCGGCAAGAAGAGGCCAGGAAUGCCCACCGCCAGGGGUCGCCGAGGACAAGGCCAGGGGCUGGUGGCCGCUCAAGGGACAAACGGACAGCUUGGCAGGCACCGGCUCCUGGGACAGCCAAGCAGACGAGGCGCGCGACGAGGCCGCUGAUGCCACCCGCCAGCCCUGGAGCUGUCCCGGGCACAUCCCGGCCCUGCUGGCACCGCCCCACCUCGUCUCCCUUUCAGCUGCAGGCACGCAGGGCCAGGCAGGGACGUGGGCAGCGGACCUGCAGCCCCGGCAGGUGCUCCUCACCUGGGCCGGCGGGGUCGGAAGUGCGUGUUUCCGCAGCCCCACUGGAGGCCGCUGCGUUCAGCCCCGUUCCGCCACUGGUGCAGGAGCGACCGGUGUGGGCCGGGCCGGGGCGUCCGGCCAGGCCUGGGCCUCGUGCCACACCCGCCCCUCCCACGCGCGGUCACAGCCUUCCUCCCCACGCAAGUGCUCCUCCCCCAGGACUGGGUGUGCGUGGGCCUGCACGGCACCGGGCCCUGGGCCACCUGCCUCGGUUGUCCUGGGCUAGACCACACACUGUGUGCAUAAGCGGGGGCUGUCAGGCGACAGCGGCUGUCCUGGGAGGCAGCCGCCCGUGGCCCGCGCCGCCACAGCUAUGUCCCCAGGACCUACAGCGCUGACGGUCAUGGAUGACAUCGCCUCUUGGCACUCACCGCUGGGACAGGAGCAGGCGGCGAAGGCAGCUACCGCCUCCCUGGGGCCCCAUGGCGCCUGCAGGCGCUGGGCCCUAGUGGGGGAUGGGAACCGCGGCCCAGGGCCAAGGCAGGCAGAGACCUUCUCAACUCUUUAUUAAGUCAGGAGGCGGGGCAGCACCGCUGGGUCCUGUGCCCCGGGGCGCAGCCUGUGCUUUGGGCUCUUUUGCCAGCAAUGGAAAACCCAAGGCAAAGGCCUCAACUCAAAAGGUGCCCACAGGGCUGGAGCGGGGGUAGGGACACUGCAGGCUCACUCAGUAGCUAGUGUGCCAGGGGCCACACACGCAGCAGGUCUGGGCCCCUCCCAGGAACCCCUUCUACUGUGCUGGCUUGGGGUGAGGACCAGGCCUCGGGUGCUGGCCCAGGGGCGCCGUCUGCAGGAGCUGGGGGGCCUCGCCCAGGCCCAGCAUCGGGCAGUUCAGGGGCCCCUGUGACGGAGUCGGCACGCAGGGCCAGCAGCGUCCUCGCUGGGGGCUCCCAGUCCUGAGAGCAGGUCCCACCUGAGGGCAGGCCCAUGGCGGUGAGGGGUCCUCGCUGUGAGGCAGGCCCGGCUGGGCAGGGCCUCAGUGGGCCAGGUGGGCACAGGCUGGGGCGGGGGGGGGGGGGCGAAGGGGCAGGAACUCUCCCACAGGACCUUGAGGCCCUGCAGGUCUACUACCGGAGCUUCUGGUGGUCGCCGCGGGCACCUGUGUCCUGGCCCCAGCACGGCCACCGGUGCACCCAGGAGUCUCCCUGGAGGCAGCGCGCCCUCGGGCAGGCGGGCGGGCGGCACACGGUGCUCUAGAGCGGCGGCUGCUCCCAGGACGGGCAGAGCCGGUGUCGGCCCCGGCACAGGCGGCUGUGGAGGAGACAGGAGGGAGGAGUCAGCAGCCAGGCCGCCCACAGGGCUGUUCCCAGCUGCUCAGGAGGCGGCAGGCUCCGCCCCGCGCAGCCUCGGCGGCCCGGACAGUCACCCGUUCCUGCACCCCGGGCCCGGUGGGCGCUGGCUACCGGCCCAUCGGUGGCCUCCAAGGGCAAGCACAGGCCGGACUGCCGACGUCAGGUAGGGAAACGCCAAGGGAUUCAGACAGGAAGUGGCCUUUAACCUGAGCAGUUGGCCUAGGGGAACCGCACGUGCAGAGGCACUGAGGCGGGACCUGAGAAGUGGGCGUGCGGGACAGAAACAGGAAGGGCGAGGCCCGGCUGGUCCUGCCGUCGGACGAGGGCCAUGAGGAACGGCUGUAAGGACGGUCCCACGGCUCUGGUCCAGGCGGCACUCUCAGUGCAGAGGCCUGGGAGAGAGGAUGGCGGGCCUGGGAGCCGCAGCUGAGAAGCAAGGACAGGAGCCGACUCGCUGCGUGGGCACUCCUAGCGCUGGCAGCUCUGCGAGACUCCGCCCAGCCCCGAGGAGGGCUGCCUUGGCCAGAGAGAGCUCCCAGACAGUCAAGUUCAGACACAGCCAGCAGAAGGGGCCAGGUGCCCACAUGCGCACCCCAUGUACCCCAUGUGCAGGCCACGGAGGGCCCCACGCACCCCGCCGCCCGCGGUGGAGGGGCCUCCCAGGCAGGACAGGACGUGCUGGGGGAUUCCCUCACCUGGACGCCGCCCCGUGCUCGGUCAGGACCGAGGCAGCCUGGGCACGGUGGGGGAGGGCCAAGAGGAAGGCAAGGCCAUCCACUGCCUGCCCUUAGCAGGGUCCCCGAGGGCCUGGCGCCACACCCAGCACCUGCUGCUGCGCGGUGCGGACAGAGGCCCAACCUCGGCGCCACCGCAGAGGGACAGCCCCAGGCCGACCAGCUGCUCCCCCCACUGCCACCACUGCCGGGCCGACUCAGAACACACACAGCAGCCGCAGGGGAUCUGGCCUGGGGAGCAGGAGCCCAGGAGGCGAGGACUGAAGGCCAGGGCAGGGCCAGAGACGGCCACGCUGCCCUGUGUGACCGCGUUGUCACGCAGGCAGCCUGUGUGCGUGAGAGGGGCCGAGGACAACACGGCCCCGAGAACGCGCCUGGCGCCCGGCGCCCAGGGGCUGCCCCGCCUGCUGCCCCCGGGGAGUGAGUCCCUCCCAAGGCUCUACCUGCUUCACACCAGCAACCUCUGUCCAGGGAGUGGGGUCUGGCGGGAAGCACCGGCCCCCUCCCUCGUGAGCCCCAGCCUCCCGGAGCCGCCCGCCUGGCCUGGCAGUGCGCGCUCUGAUUCCGCCUGGGGAGAAGCCCAUCCCUUCUGACUGAUGCCCCGUCCACUGAACCUCACUGUGCUGCUGAGCCCGUCUCCGCCUGAGCUCUGUCCGCACAGAGACCAGAGCCCCGCGAGGAGAGACCACGGGGCUCGGCUGAGUGUUCGCAGCCACUGCAUCCUUGGCCCAGGCCGGCUCCCGCCGGGGCCCCGGGACCUGGGCCGGCCAGCGCCUGUCCCUGAGCACGGGAGCGUGGGGCAGGUGUGCCCAGGGCAGCGUGUCUCCCGCACAAAACCCCUCUCGCACCCACCAGUCAUUCGCACUGCUGGGCCAGCUCUGGCCACUCCCAGAAGGCCCCAGGCGGGUCAUGGGCAAUCUCCUUCCCCAUCUGCAUACACGAACCUCCCGGGACCAAGGGAGGCCCACUUGCUGCAAAAGCCCUCGCUGCACCUCAGCGGCAGACAGGUAGGGACACAAGUGACACGGCUACCCCAGGCGGACAGGAUGGCGGUCCCGGGCCCUCAGUCCACACAGCAGCACCACAGGGGGCUCCGGGUGUGAGCAGGGGCCCAGGCACUCGCACUCUGGCCCGGGUGUGCAGCAGGGGCCGGGCCUCACCCCAGCUUCACGAGCAGCCACGCCCACAGGGCCGGAGCCUCCAGCCCCACUGCUGGUCCCCAGCUGCCCCCACCCAUCCUUCCCAGAAAGAAACCAAGCCGCGGACGCCGCAGCCUUCGCUGAGCUCUGCAGGGUCUGCCAGCCAUCCCCAAGGCCGGGGCGCAGCCGGGGGCACCCACCCGGCCUCCCGCGCUCACCUGUGGGCCGUGCGCACGCCUCAGGCAGGCAGGUGCUUCCAGGUGCUGACAAAGGCCGUGGGUAUGAGCGAGUAGGGCACGGUGGUGACGCAGCUCCACGUGUCCGACGUGGGGUCGUAGCAGUCCAGGGUCUUACACCGCUGCGUCCCAAAGUAGCCCCCCACCACGUACAGCUUGUUGCCCGAGGCCAGGGCGUGGCAGGACAUGCGCUUGGCGGUCAUGUCCCCGACACGCGUCCACUGGUUGCUCUCGCAGUCGAAGCGGUAGGCAGAGGCGGCCGUGAACUCCGUGUCACCGCCCAUGAUGAAGAUCUGACUGCCCAGGACGGCGGCGGCCGUGUAGCGCCACGGCUGGGGGCACUCGGCCUUGAUGCUCCAGCGGUUCUCCGCGGGGUCGUAGCACUGGACCUUGGACACCAUGUCGCGGUAGAUGCUGGUGCCCCCGAACACGAAGAGCCUGAGCCUGGCGCUCACCACGGCGGCGUUGCUGACGCCGUCCCGCAGCGGGGCCACCAUCACCCACUUGUUGGCGCUGGGGUCAUAUCUCUCCACCUGCUUCAGGGACACGGAGGGCGAGGCAGGGAAGACCCCCGCCAGGGCCGUGUGGCCGCCCACCACGUACAGGCAGUGCUCCAGCUCGGCCGAGCCGUGGCCGAAGCGUGCGAUCAGCAUGGGCGCCGCCUUGGACCACUCCUCGUGCACAGUGUCGUACACCCACACGUCCUUGGAGACCCCGUUCUCGGAGCCCCGGCCCCCCGUCACGUAGACCUUGCAGCCGAUGGCCGAGGCACUGAACUCCUUGCGGGGGCUGGGCAGGUUGGCCUUGGGGAUGAUCUCCUUGGCCUUGUGGUCCACCUGGUAGAUCUUGUCGCACAUGAAGGUCUGCCCGCCCAGGAUGAGCAGCGUGUGGCCAGCCUUGCGUGGCCGGGCGCACGGGCUGGUGACCACGCCAUCGUUCUGCAGGAUCCUGGUCUUGCAGCGCAGGGCCUCGUCCACCAGGAGCCGGGUGCGCUCAUCCGCCAUGAGCAGGGCCUCGGCCGCCGCCGCCUCCCGCAGGCAGUCGGAGGGCAGCAGGGCCAGCCGCACGGCGUGCAGCAGCUCGGGCAGGUGCGCCCGGCGCCGCUCCAGGUCGUGCUUCACCCACUGCAGCACGGCCUCGAGCACGGCCCGCUCGUCCUGGGCCUCCAGCUCGUCGCUGGAGAUGAGGCCGAGCAGCGCGUCCUUGGACAGCCCGUGGAAGUCGUCACCCCGGCACACGGUCUCGAAGUGCAGCAGGCACAUGCGCCAGGAGAACUCGUGCAGCCGGCGGCACUGGUGCGCGUCGGCCAGCAGCAGCGUGCCCAGGCAGUUGGAGGGCAGCAGGUUCUUCUCCAGGAACUCGGCCGCGGCGUCGCGCACGUCGGGGAACUGCAGCAUGUCGCCCGCCUCCAGCAGCGACUCGGCGUUCUCCUCGUUGAUGACGAUGCGCGACGAGUAGGCGAAGUCCAGCAGCAGCGCCAGCACCUCGGGGUGCAGGUUGUCCUGGAAGUCCACCGUGUCGUCCCGGCUCUCCCGCAGCCCGUGGCUGAACAUGGCCUCAAAGUAGCGGCUGGAGGCGGCCAGCACGGCGCGGUGGCAGGGGAAGGCGCGGCCGCCGGCCCAGAGCGUGACGUCCGUGAGCACGCGGUGCUGGCGCAGCGUGUUGAGGUGGGCCAGCACGCAGUCGGGGUGCGAGGCCUUGUGGAAGAGCGUGAUGUUCAUGGAGCCUGUGCUGCCCCGCGACUUCCGGGUCUCAUGGACGCUGACCGACAUGGUGCCGACCUGCGGGGACGAGGCACGGUGAGCGGCCCUGGCAGCCCGGCCCCCACAGACCCGGCUGGGCGGGCGUCAGGGACCCUCCCCCACCCCAGCCUAGGGACAGCCUCAGAGGCGGAGCCAGGGCACCCCUGCAGGCCACCCAGUUCUACGGCCGGCCCCAGGAGACUGGCCUCCUGCAGCACCUGCUGUGGGAACUUGAGACUGCAUCCGCGAGCAGCCCCGCCUGGGGCCCGUCCUGAGCUGGGCUCCACCUGGUACCGGCCACACGCGGCCUGCAUAGCCAUACUCGCAAUCCUAGGCCCUGGGCCUGGACGUGUGAGGACGUGGAGAAGGCAGGCUGACCGAGACAGGCCGGUGGUGCCCCAGUGUGGCACCCUUGCUCACUGCCCCCCUCCCAGGGACUCUGCAUCUGGGGCCUUGUAGGCCCCCACCCCCAGGCCCUGCCUGAACCUGGGCAACUUAAGCACCUUGCCUUGACUCCACCUGGACUGAACGUGGAUGGGAGGACACUCCCAUGGACAGCACGACCAAGACCCCGGCCGAGGGCUGUGGAAACGAGGCUCAGCCAAAAGGCAGCAAAGCCCACGGGCUGGCGAGAGCCCACCCCCGAGCCACCGUCCGACACCCGGCCCGCGCCCUUUCCGCACAGGCGGCCAUGGCAGCGGCAAACGGGCGCCAAGGUCUUUGCGCUUCACCUCCAGGUCUGGGCCGUGGGCCGAGGCCCUGCCUCUCCCUUCUGAGGAGCCAGCAGUCAGCUGCCAGGGCACAGGCCUUGCUCUGGGCUCAGGUGGGGCAGGCACAGGGCCCUGCUGUGAGAACCCUGGGCCACGAGGCCCUUGCUGCUCCGACUCUCAUCUAGACGUGGAAUCCUGUCCUGCCCAGGCCUCCGUGCCCCCCGAGUGUUUCCGUCCCAGAGCCAGGCUGCCCUCACCCGGGCCCCGGAGCCUGAGCCCUGAGGGACGACGUGGGGGCUGAGUCCCAGCCCCUGCAGCAGCUCCCGGCGGCCGCCCCUCCGUACCUGGACACUCUCCUGCCUCUCCCUCCGGCCCCAGGGCCCAGGACGGUCUGAGUCUCUCCAGACCAUGUAGGGGACCGGGGCAGGGCUGGGAAAGCGAGAAGCAGGAGGCCCCCCAAGCCUGGCUCCCACGUGCCCCAGGCCCCUGAUGAACCAGGCUCAUGCUGCCCUGAGUGCCCCACCCCUCCACAGUGGCCACAACCACCACACCUGCUCCAGGGCUGUGGACGGCAGGGGAGCCACAGGCCUGGCCAGGGCAGUGCCUGCUUUGUCCAGAGCCACACGUGUACGGCAUGCUCCAAGCCUGUCCAGUGAGCUGCUCAGCUUGCCUGGCCUGGCGACCCCCAGGCAGCUGCCCCGGGCCUGGCCAGCCCUCCGGAGGGACAAAGCCUGGCAGAGCAGCCCCCCGGCCCUGAGGGGCACAGGCAAAGGGGGUCUGGCUGAGUGCACGCUGCGGAGCCGCCAGACGAGGCCAGCGCAGCACCCGCUGCCCAGCUCCCCCGCCGCCUCCUGCACGAUGCUGCCCCCAAGCAGUGGGUCGGUCCCCAGCCGACUCGCGGCACCACCGACGAGGCACGGCCACCCUCACCAUGCCAGUCCCUGCUCGGCUUUUUGAGUGGGCAGAGCACAGAGGCGCACGCCCAUGUGGCCACAGCACCACGGUCAUGGCAUCUGCUGGAUGGACCCAUCCCUCCCCCGCCAGGGACACAGCCCGCGUCCUCACUAUGCAGAACAUCCAGCCUGUGCAGGGCCGGCUAGGGACAGCAGCGAGUGCUCCACCGUGGGCGGCGGUGGCCACUGGAUCCAGCAGCCGCCCCUCCCGGGGCCCUGACACCCCACCCUCUCCACGCACCCAGCUGAGACGAGGAAGGGCGGGUCUAUAGGAGAUGUGUUCUGGAGCCAGCAGCGGCGACACAGGCUCCUCGCCCAGAUGGCUGACCCAAGGCUGCCACCUGCUGCCGGGGGUGACACCUCCAGGGGACUUGCGAGCUUUCCUGGGGCUGGGCCACUGGCCACCACUCCCAAAGGAAUACAUGGAGGCCAUAAAAGGGGCCCUCAGGCGCUGCCCUCGGGAAGCCUGAAGUGUAGCUGGGGCGUGACUCCCUCCCACCUCCUCCGCCAGCCGGGUCGAGUCUCAAUGGUGGCAGCUCUGUGUGGCUCCCAGGUGCCAGCAACUGGCUCAGGGCCGCCGCCAACCCGGCCCUCGUGGCCCUGGGUAUGAGCACCGGCCCCCACUCCCCAGCACCCUGGGGCUGGAUUUCCGCCUGGAGGCGCCCGGACCUCCGUGUGCGAGAACUACCUGCACAGGGUUGUGCACGGCCACAGCGCCACAGCCAGCACCCCACCGCAGCAGCCGCUUUCCUGACAAGCAGCCAAGGCCCAGGGACUCCCCCAGGGCAGGCCCGACAGCGGACUUGAGCCCCUCACUCCUCUGCUACCCCAGCAGGGCAAGGAGACAUCUCCCUGUCCUGGUGCCGCCCGCCCGGGAGCCCUGCCUGCUGGGUCCAGAGAGGCUGCAGGAGGCGGUGCCGGGGAGGGGCUUCCAGCAGAGCCCUCCCAGAUCUCACCAGGGGCCCUGCAGGGAUAGGAGUGACAGCCAGCAGGAAACCCUGGUCCCACCACAGCGGGAGCAGCCAUGGCAAGCUGCCGGUCACAGCUCCCCUUCCCCAGGCACCAAGGGCAGAGGGGCUGGUUUGUAAGCCUCAGCCUUGGGCACCUGUCGGGCUCUGGUGCUAGGACUCUGCCCUCUGACCAGCUUCUACAUGGCAGGCUCGGCGAGCCCCCAAGAGGACAAAGUUGUGAGGGACAUGGACACAGGGAGCGAUCCCACACCCCAGCUGCCAAUGCGUCCGGCCAGGGCAGCCCCGCCCUUGCUGGGUGGACAGGCCAUGCUGGGGCGCAGCCUCCCGCCCCCCGCCAGCGCCUCACCACCUCUUCCUCAGACGGGCCGGCCUGCAGGGUCCCCCACCAUGGUGACUGACCGGCCACACCCGCAGCCCACGGCACGCGCAGGCACCCUGCCCUGCCUGGCAUCCUGCCUCCCUGGGGAGGGCCACCUCCUCGAGCAAGCGAGCCGGGCAGUGGCACUUGGGCACUCUGUCCUGUUGUGGCGGUGAGCUCAGGCUACGCCCCAACACGGGCACUCCCACAGGGCGGCGAGGCUGCACUGCCCCAGGACAAGAACCCCCCUCUGUAUAAGACACGGGGAUGGGCACAACCCAGAGCAGGGGUCUGGAGAGGUCUGGGGUGGGCAGUGCUUCCCUCCACCUCACCCACUUCAGCGUCUCCCACAAAUACACGACGCUGAGCAGCUGCCGGGAGUGGACGCGGCGGCUCGGCAGCUUUGGGAUUCUUCCCGCAACAUCGUUGUUCCCGCCCUGUCCCCUGGAGGAAAGUGCCUGAGAUUCUGGGGCCCCCAGGUGGGCGCCUGCACAGGGGCCUUCCUGCAGCCAAGGGGGGCUGCCUGUGCCCCCCCGCCGCCCCAGCUCCUGCCCCAGGUGGGCCAACGAGGGCACCUGUGCCCCAGCGGCAGAGUGGACAGGCUCUCAGCAGGGCACGGCCAGCAGCUGAAAGGACCCCGGAGCAAGCACGACCUCCUGUGGAGGCUGCGCCCUCGCCAGCAGGACCGGCCUGGACCCGGCCCCGGGCAGCCUGCAUCCUCACAGGGACCCAGGGCCGCCGGCCUGGCCUGGAUGCCACUGCCCGAGGCACCAGGGCAACUUGAAAACCAACAAGCAGGACGAGGGCUCUCGAGCAGCUCACAGAAAAUGUGAAUUGCGCAAAAACUAUGUAUGAGUUUCAAAAUAAUUCCAUGCCAGGGCUGGUGCUGUGGUGCAGCAGGUUAAACAGCCCCGGCAACGCUGGCAUCUGGUGUCAGAGCACCAGUGCUAUUCCUGGACACCGCGACACAUCCAAUCCAGCCACCUGCUAACACGCCGGGAAGGCAGCAGGAAGCGCGGUGGACCUGGGCGGAGCUCCGGCUCCCGGCUUCAGCCUGGCCCAGCCCUGGCCAUUGAGGCCACUCAGGAAGCAAACCAGCAGGCAGAAGAUCUCGGGCUCUCUACCUUUCACACAGACGGGUAACAAAUAUUUUUAAAAGUUACUUCGUGUCAACUCCAUUUUCCCCACAGACUCUUGCGAGGGCCUGCGCCCAGCACAGGGGAAGCAGGCACGUGACCAGGCAGUCGCUGCAGGGGGCGUCUCCCUCGCACUGCCCCUCCCCGGGCUGCCCACGCAGGGGCCGAGCAGGACGAGAAUGCUCCUGGUUCCUAAGCCGCAGCCACAGCACUGCCUCUGCACGUCAGGAGAGGAGGGCGCGGGGUGCAGCUGGCAGCACCGGCAGGUGCCCUGGGCCUCUGGUGCCUGCGCAAGGGGGGGUCCCCAAGGCAGCGCAGCUGCAGGGGCAGAUAAACCGAGGCAGAGCCACGGAGCCAGGCGCCACACAGCCAGAACAGGAGCAGCCGGCUGGGCGCGUGAAAGUGCAACGGGCCACGCACAGGACAGCGGCUUUCACACGGGAACGGCGAGACCGCCUACCGACGUCGGCACCACACAGGCCACCCGCCUGCACCUUAUACGCAUCACACAGCACCCUGCCGUGUGCACCACCCAGGUGCCACACACAGGUACCUGCCUUGUGCACCAUGACACACCAUGCACACGCAACCCACUGCGUGCACCAGCCACCGUGUACGCCGUCCCUGCACCCUGCCACACUGCACACGCCUGCGGCAGGCAGGGCUGGUGACAGGCACUUGGCACUCUCGGCUCGCCCUCUGACCCCCGCUCUUGCGGCAGGUCCAGGGUCCACCUUUCGAACUCCAGCUGCCAGAGCUCCCUGGCCAGGGCUGUGAGCUGCACGACCUCACGUCGUCCCCCGCCUCUCCUGGCACAGCGGCAGACCUGCUCAUGGCCUGCUCCCGAGGGCUGCCGAGAGACGGGACCAGAGCGGGGCGCGGUCUGCGGAGGACCCCUCCCCACGGCCUGCGUCCAGGGCUCCUCCUCACAGGGGUCCCCAGGGCCUUUCUCACGCGGUUUUGCCUCUUGAUCUUUGCCAAUUUCUUUUUAAAGAUUUACUUCUUUAUUUGAAAGGCAGUUACAGAGAUGGAUCUUCUAUCCACUGGUUCACUCCCCAAAUGGCUGCAACGGCCGGGGCUGGCACAGGCUGAAGCCAGGAGCGUCCCUGGUCUCCCAGGUGAGUGGCGGGGGCCACCUUCCCCUACUUUCCCAGGACUUGAACGGUGCCCACGGGGGACGCUGGUGCUGCAGGCGGCAGCCUAACCGCUGCGCCAGGGCCUGCGGUAUUUACCAGAGAGGAAGCGUAACCACCACGGGUACACUCAGGAGCUGUGCAAACCAGAGCUGGUUCCACAGGCCAAGUCGCCAACCGAUUUUAGUUGGGAUAGUGGCUGCAUUCUCACAUAUGGAACUUCAAAGUCUGUGAAAAUGAAAAGAUAUUUAUUUCAGAAAAUUCUGAAAUCCAUGCACACGUAGGAUCUUCAAAAAGUUUCUGAAAAAUGCACAUUACGAAAAACUGCACGUGGAUUUCAAGUUUUUGCACAAACACACGUCUCUUUUCCUUUUUCAUUUUGAAGGAAGAGGGACAAAAAAGAGCUGCCAUCUGCUGCUUCGCCCCCAACGUCAGGGCUGGGCCAGGCCGCGGGCACGAACCCAGGACUCUGCGUCUCCCGUGUGGGGGCAGGGGCCCACGCACUGGAGCCUCCCGCAGCAGGGAGCUGGGCUGGAGUGGAGGAGCCAGCACUCCGACCCCCAGCUCUGGUCCGGGCGCAGUGCCGGGUGCCAAAGGCUUGCCACACCUCUGGGGGCAGCUGUGCACCUGCCUGGUCAGCAAACAGGAAGGGGUCAGGCCCUCCCAGGCCCCCUCGCCCUGUCUGAAUCCAUCCAUCACUCGGGCAGCCACGGUUCACCGAGUCAUUCACACGGGAGAGAAGCCGGAAAAGGGCAACAGCGCCUUAGUGUUACCAUGGAGACAGGGCCCACCCCGCGGCGGUGCCUGGGGUGCCGGCUACGUCACGGAGGCAGCGAAGGCGGCCCCAGCACUUGAGUUCCUGCACCCGUGUGGCAAACGGGUGAAGCUCCUGGCUCCUGGCUUCAGUCUGGCCCGGCCCUGGUCAUUAUGGCCAUUUGGGGAGUGAACCAAGGGAUGGAAGACCUCUCCCUGUCUCUCUCUCUGCCUUUCAAGACAAAAAAAAAAAUAAAAUAAAAUAAAAAAAGGCAUGCGGGA
This is a messenger RNA of Oryctolagus cuniculus (rabbit), 17143 nucleotides long. The record is from RefSeq and is a predicted model, not a curated record. NCBI's taxonomy places the organism in Eukaryota, Metazoa, Chordata, Mammalia, Lagomorpha, Leporidae.